Messenger RNA from Danaus plexippus (monarch butterfly), 842 nucleotides. Its product is annotated as integumentary mucin C.1-like. The record is from RefSeq and is a predicted model, not a curated record. The coding region runs from base 181 to 801 and encodes 206 amino acids. The transcript has 2 exons. Lineage: Eukaryota; Metazoa; Arthropoda; Insecta; Lepidoptera; Nymphalidae.
UUUUAUUUUGAUUGCAAUAGAACAAUACUAUUUCAUGUGUAAGUCUCAUAACAAGUUAUAAAUGUAUGAAUAAUUAAUUCUUCUCUUGAUGCUUCCCAAUUUUUAAAUUUUAUUAAAAUACAAAAAUCAUGAACCGUCCAAGUUACAUUGAUACAUACAAUUUUAAGACACGUUUCAGUCAUGAUUAAAAUUAUACUUAUAACAUUUCCAAUUAUUAUAAAAAUAGCAGCCAAAUGGCCGGACCGAGAGAAUGACACGUUAGUUUUCAUAGCUAACCCGAUAGAAGCUAACAUGCCGGGCCAUUGGAUACCUCUCAGUGUUGUAAAAGCGAUACUAUCAAGACCUAAGCCAUCUAGCACAACAUUCAAAAAAUUAGUAUAUGAAGUAUCGUCGGAAAUAACAACGGUUACAACCGAAGAAACAACAAUUACAACUGAGACAACAAUAACCACCACUGAAGCAACAACAACUACUGAAAUACCUACAAUGGCUGGAGAAAAAACCACACCAACAACCACAACAACAACAGAGGCCACAACUAUACUAGUUUCAAGUCCUUUAUCAACACCAGAACCAACUACAACUACUACAACGGAAACUACUACUUCUGCGGCUCCAGCAACCACAGCAGAACCUACAACCACAACAGAACCAACAACAACAACAACUCCAACAACACCAACUACUACUACGACAACAGAACCAACAACUACGACAACAGAACCAACAACUACGACUAAAAGAGGACCCAAAAGACCACCUAAACCUGCUACUGACACUCAUGAAAACUUAAAUAAUUAAGAUAUUUUAGUUUCAAUACACAUACAUAUAUAUGAUAAUAA